This is a messenger RNA of Diaporthe batatas, 1461 nucleotides long. RefSeq lists its product as uncharacterized. NCBI's taxonomy places the organism in Eukaryota, Fungi, Ascomycota, Sordariomycetes, Diaporthales, Diaporthaceae. Gene Ontology annotation, cellular component: cytosolic large ribosomal subunit; ribosome. The record is from RefSeq and is a predicted model, not a curated record. Bases 248 to 445 code for a protein of 65 amino acids. Gene Ontology annotation, molecular function: structural constituent of ribosome. The transcript is spliced from 4 exons. Gene Ontology annotation, biological process: cytoplasmic translation.
CAGUUUACAGGUGAGCGUACAGGACAGUACAGGGAUUGCCAAGAUCUGUUGCGUGGUGUCGGGCCCGUGCGCCUAACGUAGUGAAACGGUCAACUUAACGGAAGAUUCUGAUUUUCACGGGGCGGCCACAGGCGGCCACAGACGCACACAACCUUCCAAAACUCUGCAGCCCGCGCCGAAAUUGACCAAACACCAUCAUCACCAUUGACCAACCGACGAACCCCGGAAUCGCGGCAAAUCAGUCACAAUGGCCAAGUCCAAGAACUCGUCUCAGCACAACCAGAGCAAGAAGGCUCACCGUAACGGUAUCAAGAAGCCCAAGACCAACCGUUACCCCUCCCUGAACGGCACCGACCCCAAGUUCCGCCGAAACCACAGAUAUGCCCUGCACGGCACCAUGCGGGCUCUGAAGGAGAAGGCGGAGGGCAAGCGUGAGACGGUUUAAGGGGACGCGACCGAACCGAAGCGAAACCGAAAACUAGACUCGAUGACGAGGGAUUUGGCUUGCGACAGGGCAUCAUACCAUCAUGACGGUCGGGAAACAAACUACAGGGGCGUCUCUUUGUGCUUAUAUCACCCAGGCUCUGAGCGUCACGGCUAGGAUGCCACAUCGGCCGUGACCACCCAAAUUCGAAGGCAUCAACGACACCGUCCUGUGUGCACUGCGUGCCCAGGUCACCGCUGCUCGAUCCGUCUCUCGGGUGACAUGCUCCUCCAUCCAAGCCCCGGCCGCCGGCGUGAUGAGGAGCAACCUCUGAAGCCUGUGGCCCUGGAUGGAGAUGAUGGUCACUGACCACCAGACCUCUUCCACGGUCCAUCACCCCCUCCCCCCCCCAUCACCCCAUUCUCCUCCAACAAUUAUGACAUCUCCAUGUCAACGGCAUUAGUGUGUACAGCAUUGAACUUAUCUCCAUGUUCAAAAUGACUGAAGGAUUUUAUCGUGCCAAGAUCGAUCUCCAGCCUGUCUAUUACCAAAGGCCUGCGCAUCUACGCUUCUCAAGCGGCCUGGGCCCAUGAAAGACAGGCCACAUCUCUACAUCCGGAUAACGGGAUCAUGUUUGAUUGACUCCAGACAUCUGCUCGGGGACUGAGCGCAAGUAGGAGCUCUUGCUCGCCCAGCUUGUCCCCGCGUGUCUCAUAUGUGGUGCGACAAGACAUUACAUCUCAACGUGAGCCGAGGGCGUCAAGUCCGAUUUCAGAUAGCCGAAUAUAUUGCCCGUUUCUUCGAAUGGCUUUUUUGCCGGGAUCUGACUGCUUUCGUCCCUUUGGUAUAUUUAUGUGGGAGUCGGGCUUCAUCUGGAGCUCUGUGUGACGCGCACACAGCAAGUGUCUGAAACGUGGGCUUAGAACGACUGCUUUUCACCUUUGACUGCCAAGACCUAAUCGGCACGGAUCCGGGGUGUCAACGAGAGAGGAAGAGGAAAAAAGAAGGUUUCUCUCGAAUCGUGCUUUGGAUUCUAG